AUUUGAUGAAAAGGAGAAUGUGUCAAACUGCAUCCAGCUGAAGACUUCAGUUAUUAAAGGUAUUAAGAAUCAGCUGAUAGACCAGUUUCCUGUUAUUGAACCAUGGCUAAACCAAAUUAUGCCAAAGAAAGACCCAGUCAAAAUAGUAAGAUGUCAUGAACAUAUAGAAAUCCUCACCGUGAAUGGGGAGUUGCUGUUCUUCAGACAAAGAGAAGGGAUUUUUUACCCAACACUAAGGCUGCUUCACAAAUACCCAUUUAUUCUACCACAUCAGCAGGUUGAUAAAGGCGCCAUUAAAUUUGUACUAAGUGGAGCUAAUAUAAUGUGCCCUGGCCUGACGUCUCCUGGAGCAAAACUUUACCCUGCUGCCGUUGAUACUGUUGUCGCAAUAAUGGCAGAGGGAAAACAACAUGCAUUAUGUGUAGGAGUAAUGAAGAUGUCAGCUGAGGACAUUGAAAAGGUCAACAAAGGGAUUGGUAUUGAAAAUAUCCACUAUUUAAAUGAUGGCCUUUGGCAUAUGAAGACAUACAAAUGAAACAAAAGGAACUGUGUUACUCCAAAGGAAUGCACUUAGAAUAAAUGUGGACUGCUUUGUAAUUCCUUGUUUUUAAUGUGACUGAAUGUACAAAUUAUUUCGUUCUGUGGCUAUGCUAAAUAAAUCAAGUGAAUGCAAAAGUA
This is a messenger RNA of Apaloderma vittatum (bar-tailed trogon), 678 nucleotides long. It is a transcript of the gene MCTS1, whose product is annotated as malignant T cell amplified sequence 1. The annotation marks the transcript as partial. Gene Ontology annotation, molecular function: RNA binding. The record is from RefSeq and is a predicted model, not a curated record. Gene Ontology annotation, biological process: formation of translation preinitiation complex. Lineage: Eukaryota; Metazoa; Chordata; Aves; Trogoniformes; Trogonidae. The transcript is spliced from 5 exons.